Molecule: messenger RNA, 4168 nt
Organism: Schistosoma curassoni
Lineage: Eukaryota; Metazoa; Platyhelminthes; Trematoda; Strigeidida; Schistosomatidae
Source: the annotation of a GenBank genome assembly
AUGCCUAGUGUGACUACAACAAGUACUGUCAGUUCAUCAGGAGUUCGUUUAAUGCGUAAAACUUCAUGUACUGGUACCAACGAUCAAGCUAAUAAUUCUUCGUUUCAACACAAUCCUGACAGAAAAUCACUAAGAGAUCAACCAAAUGUAGGGAAAUAUAAGUUAAUUCGUACACUUGGUCGUGGUAAUUUUGCAAAAGUCAAAUUAGCACAACAUGUUUCAACUGGACGUGAAGUUGCUGUGAAAGUGAUCGAUAAAACUCAGCUUAAUCAGGCCAGUUUGAAAAAACUAUUCCGAGAAGUGAAUAUUAUGAAAAUGUUAAAUCAUCCAAACAUCGUUCGCUUAUAUGAAGUGAUCGAAUCUGAGCGUCAUGUAUAUCUAGUGAUGGAAUAUGCAGAAAAUGGCGAAGUAUUUGAUCACUUAGUAGCUCAUGGUCGAAUGAAAGAACGUGAAGCACGUGCUGCAUUUCGUCAAAUUGUUUCAGCAGUUGAAUAUUGUCACCAAAAGAAAAUUGUACACAGAGAUUUAAAGGCUGAGAAUCUUCUCUUCGAUGGAUAUUUUAAUAUUAAACUUGCUGAUUUUGGUUUCUCCAAUCUUUUUGAUGGAUCUAAAAAAUUAGAUACUUUUUGUGGUAGUCCACCAUAUGCUGCACCGGAAUUAUUUCAAGGACGUAAAUAUGAUGGUCCAGAAGUGGAUGUAUGGUCAUUAGGUGUAAUUUUAUAUACACUUGUCAGUGGAUCAUUACCAUUUGAUGCACAACAUUUAAAAGAUUUACAAGAACGUGUAUUACGUGGCAAAUAUCGUGUUCCAUUCUAUAUGUCAACUGAUUGUGAAGCAUUACUUCGUAAACUAUUGGUAUUGAAUCCAGCCAAAAGAGUCACAUUAAGGAAUGUCAUGUCUGAUAAAUGGUUGAAUAUUGGCUAUGAAGAUAAUAUUUUAAAACCAUAUACUGAACCACCUCCGGAUUAUAAUGAUACAGAGAGAUUAGAAAUUAUGCGUAUUAUGGGUUAUCGACCGGAUGAUGUUCGUGAAGCUUUAAUCAAACAAAGUUUUAAUAAUGUCACUGCAAUUUAUCUAUUAUUAGCUGAUCCAAAAACAAGAUUAACUUUACCAGCUGGUAGUCUUUUUCCAUCUAAUCAAUCACAAUCAUUACAUGGGAAUACAGGACUUAAUCAUCAUCAUCGCCAAUCAUCUUGUUCCGAAGGUAUUACAAUUGCAGCCUCGUCUACUCCUGCUACUGUUACAGAAGAUGAAACUACUACAUCAUCGAAAGGUCAAUCUUCUUUAGACAAUCCCAAUGGGAAUAAUAACAGUAAUAAUAAACAGAAAACUAAUCAAAAUGGAUUAACAUACCAGAAUAAAAAAGAAUCUGGACAAGACGAUAGUGGAUCUCAAUAUAAUGGAGUGCGACGGAUCAGUGGUAUCUCUUGGAUGAAACAAAGUGCAAGUGCUGGUCCAACAGCGAAUAGGCAAGAGAAACCUAGUGUAGAUGAAAAAUCUCAUCUGCUUCCACGUAUUCGUGUAUCUGACCUACGCGAACGUGCUAAUGACUCUAAUCUGGAUGAUUCUUCUGGUCAAGAGAAAAUCGAUGAAAGUAAAGAUAUAAUGAUCGAAUCCUCUAGUGGUGGUGAUCAGUUAUCUGUACGACGUAUGAAUACUUUUAGUAUGUCAGAUAAGGUUCGCCCGAAUGGUUCAGAUUCCCAGUCACCUGGUUUGAAAUGUCCAUUGUCUAGAGCACCACCAAUGUCAAAUAUACCAAACUCACUAACUACUCCAACAACUAGUAGUAGUGAAAAUUCACCGAUCAAACAGUCAGCUGACAAGUCUUCUUCGUCAGCAUCAUCUUCAUCAUCGUCACCUAGUAAGCAGAAUGGUAAUGAACAACAAACAAUUAAAUUAAAUCCAGCUGUUCCAUAUUCAGAAGAGAAUCCCUUCAUCGGAUGGUUACGAAGAACACUUCCGUAUCGAAAAAAGCAUAAAGAUACUUCAAUUCAUUCCAAGCCUAAAACAACAACUUUACCCAUUACAACCAAUAAUAAUAAUAAUACUAUUAAUAGUAGUAGUAAAGUUCCUUCGAAUGAUACUAAUUCUAUCAUUGAUAUUUUACAUACGAAUGAUCGACAAAAACAUCAACAAAGUGAUAUAAAUCGUCCAAGUAUUCCUUAUUCUUUAUUUAAUAUUAAUAAAACUAAAAAAUCGAAAAAAUUAUCAACAAAUCAAUCUGAUGAUCAUCAGAAGAAGAAUAAUUUGAAUACAAAAAUACCUGAAUCAUUCACUUUCACUGAUAGUCAUUCUUCAACAAUGGAUCCAACAUCUUCAUCGGGUACAAUGAAUUCUGCGAAAAUUACACAACAACAACAACAACAACAACAAAAUAAUAAUAAACAAUCUUCAUCACCUAGUGGUCGAAUUACAUUGCCUGAUUCAAUUUUCAAGGCACUUGAUACAUUGAACACAGAUGAGAAGACGAUUAAUGAUGAUAGGAAAAAAUCUGAUUCAAAAUCACACGGUUUUAAAUUACCCACAACAACAGCAUCGUUAAAAAGAGAUUCAAUUAUUAAAUGGUCAGUACGUCAUCGACCAAACAAUACUAUGAUGACUACAACUAAUAAUAUUCCAUCUGUUGCUGAGUCGAAACAGGUGACAACAUGCAAGAAAAAUAUGGAUCCAAAUCAAAAUAUCAAUUGUUCCACGGAAUUAAAGAAUUAUUCAGAUUCUUCAAUGACUUUAGAAACUCCGUCAACUACAGUUUCAAAAAAUGGAUCAUCUAGUCAUUCUCGACCAGGACGAUUCUUCCGUAGUCUAACAUUAAGGAUAGCUCGAAGUUUUCGAUGUGGUCGUUUUAAGUCAGGUCAUACAAAUCAUCAUAAUAAUCGAAUUAUUUCUAGUAUACAAAAAUCCAAUCAUAAAUAUACUAAUAACACUAACUUUAAACCACAUAGAAUGAGUUUAUUGAAACCAAAUAAUAAUGAAGCUGAAUUAACUGAAGAAUUUAAUUCAUCUAAUCGAUUACAUUGUUCUUCAUUAACUCAUUCUACAUCAUCAUCACCAACAAAAACAUCUAGUCAUCCAUCUACAACACAACAACAACAACAUCAUCAUCAUCAUGAUAAUGAUGAAGUGAAUUGUGAUGAUGAUGACGAUACGAUGAAAUGUCUUGUGUCAAUUAAUCCAGAUCCAUGGAUAACUAUGGAACCUGGAAAACAACAACGUAAGGAUUUGAUAUCAAAAUGCAAACGAUCAUUAUCCAGUGAAUUAGAUACUAAUAAAUUAAAACAACACCCUAAUCCUCUUCAUUAUUAUCCGUAUCAUCAUGGAACUGAGUUUCCUACCAAUAAUAACACAUCGGCUAAUAAUCAGUCUAUCGCCGCUGGUUGUGGCGGCGGCGGUGGUGGUUAUCAAAAAAAGACCGGAGUCGAACCGUGUUGCCUCGACCCUCCAACGUCGAAAACUGUGGUCAUAACUUCCGACAUGCAUAAAUUGAAAGCUUCAACUAUCACAACUCCAUCAUGUACAAUAUCAUUAUCACCAUCAUCCUCAUCAAUAACAACAACAACAACCUCAUCUCCACUGACAGUUACAACGAGAAUAAUAAAUUGGAAAACAACUACCUCAUCAUCACAAUUUAAAUCAUCUGAUGAACAUCAAUAUGAUCAUCAUACUUUUUAUUAUGGAAAAAAUGAAAAUCAAAAAUUAUGGAAACCACGUCGUUUACAUUUUGUAUUACGUCUCCCUAUUAUUGGAACUGAUCCACAUGUUUUAUUAAUACAAAUCAUUGAAUUAAUAAAACGUUAUCAAUGUUCUUAUGAAUUUCUUAGUUCAUAUCGUAUACGUUGUACAAAAUUAAUGAAUCCGUCUUCUCAUCAAUCCUCUCCUUGUUCAAAUAAUAAUAAUAACACUAUUGAUGAUGUUGACCAACAACUAGAACACUGUACACUAACAACAUCACCUCAACAACACCAUCCCCAGCGACAACAACAACAACAACAGCCUCAAUUGUCUUAUCUCAUUCAUUUAAAACAUAAAACUAAUUUAAUCAUAUGGGAUAUGGAAAUAUUUCAAUUAGCUAAACCAAUUAAUUAUGGUGUAAGAUUUAAACGCAUUUCAGGCAAUCGUAAUGCAUUCAAUAUUAUUAUGAAAUAUUUUAUUUUACAUACUACUAAUAUAA